Molecule: messenger RNA, 3725 nt
Organism: Pseudonaja textilis
Lineage: Eukaryota; Metazoa; Chordata; Lepidosauria; Squamata; Elapidae
Source: RefSeq, a predicted model, not a curated record
UCACAGGUGCCGCCCCGCCGCUCCAGCCGCCUCCCCCCGCCUCUCGCCCUCCGAGCGCGCCGGGGCGCAUGAGUGGCCACUCGGGGGAGGCCAGCGGCCCUCGUCGCCCCCGCCGCGUCCGGCCUUGGGCCGCGGGAGAAGAUGUCUUUGCGCAUCGCGCUGGCGGCGGGCAACGAACGCAAUUCCGAGCCGCACCAGCGCUGCCCGGUGGUGACCCUCGAGCCUGCCCCCCUGCCAGUGACGCCGCCGCUCUCCCCCCAGCCCUCCACCCUGGCCAGCAGCCGCUCCGAAAAGGGCUCGUCAUGGUCCAGCCGCUCGCUGGGCGCCCGGUGCCGCAACUCCAUCGCCUCCUGCCCUGAUGAGCAGCCCCACAUCGGCAACUACCGGCUGCUCAAGACCAUCGGCAAGGGCAACUUUGCUAAGGUCAAGCUGGCCCGGCACAUCCUGACCGGCAGGGAGGUGGCCAUCAAAAUAAUCGACAAGACGCAGCUCAAUCCAACCAGUCUCCAGAAGCUCUUCAGAGAAGUCAGGAUCAUGAAGGGACUGAAUCACCCCAAUAUUGUGAAACUCUUUGAGGUGAUUGAGACGGAGAAGACCCUCUACCUGGUGAUGGAGUAUGCCAGUGCCGGAGAAGUUUUCGAUUACCUGGUCUCCCAUGGCCGCAUGAAGGAGAAAGAAGCCCGGGCCAAGUUCAGACAGAUCGUCUCGGCUGUGCAUUAUUGUCACCAGAAGAACAUCGUACACAGAGACCUGAAGGCAGAAAACCUGUUGCUGGACGCGGACGCCAACAUUAAGAUAGCCGACUUUGGCUUCAGCAACGAAUUCACGCUGGGCUCCAAGCUGGACACCUUCUGCGGCAGCCCCCCCUAUGCCGCCCCGGAGCUCUUCCAGGGCAAGAAGUACGACGGGCCCGAGGUGGACAUCUGGAGCCUCGGGGUCAUCCUGUACACCCUGGUCAGCGGCUCUCUGCCCUUCGAUGGGCAGAACCUCAAGGAGCUGCGGGAGCGUGUGCUGCGUGGCAAGUACCGUGUCCCCUUCUACAUGUCCACGGACUGCGAAAACAUCCUGCGGCGCUUCCUGGUGCUGAAUCCGGCCAAGCGCUGCACCCUGGAGCAAAUAAUGAAGGACAAGUGGAUCAAUAUCGGCUACGAAGGGGACGAGCUGAAGCCUUACCGAGAACCCGAGGAGGAUUUUGCGGAUGCCAAGCGCAUAGAGGUCAUGGUGGGCAUGGGCUACAGCCGGGAGGAGAUCGAGGAAGCCCUGGCCAACCAGAAGUACAAUGAGGUCACGGCCACCUACCUGCUGCUGGGCCGGAAGAACGAGCAGGUGGAAGGGGGGGAGUCCCGCACCAGCAGCAGCCUCUCACUGGCCCGAGCACGGCCACCCAGCGAGGCCUCCAACGGCACCAGCAAGUCCUCCUCGCACACCAAGGGCCAGCGGAGCUCCUCCACGUACCACCGGCAACGGCGGCACAGCGAUUUCUGUGGCCCUUCCCCCACCCCCCUGCACCCCAAGCGGAGCCCCACCAGCACCGGGGACGGGGAGCUGAAGGAGGAGCGGAUGCCCUCGCGCAAGGCCAGCUGCAGCGUGGUGAGCAGCGGCCGGGCGGGCCUCCCGCCCUCCAGCCCCAUGGUGAGCAGCGCAAACAACCCCAACAAAUCGGAGAUCCCCGACCGGCGCAAGGACAGUGCAGUCAACACGAAUAACAUCCCGUCCAGUAUGAUGACCCGGCGGAACACCUACGUCUGCACAGAGAGGCCUGGGGGCGACCGCCCCUCCCUGCUCCAGAACGGGAAGGAGAACAGCUCAGGCGCCAGUCGGUUGCCCCCGGCCUCCCCCUCCAGCCACAGCAUCGCCGCUGCCGCCUCCUCCGACCGCACCCGGCUCUCUCGCGGCACCAACAUCCGCAGCACCUUCCACGGGGGCCAAGUGCGCGACCGGCGUGGCACCAGCGUGCAGAAUGGGCCGCCCCCCUCGCCCCCCCUCUCCCACGAAGCCCCCCCUCUGCCUCAGAGCCGCAGCCGGGCCUCUUCCAACCUGUUCAGCAAACUGACCUCGAAGCUCACGCGGAGGGUCGCAGACGAACCUGAGAGAAUCAGGGGACCUGCGCUCACAAGUUGCAAUCUACCUUGGCAUCAAAAGGAAGCAGAACCCCGGCUGCUCCGAUUUACCUGGAAUGUGAAGCUGACCAGCACCCGCUCGGCCGAGGCCAUCCUGGCCGCCCUCUGCCAGGCCACGGACUCUGCCAACUGCUGCCACCGCCAGACGGAGCCCUUCGUCCUCUCCUGCACCCACGGGAAGAGCGCCAGCGAGCACUUCUGCUGCUUCGAGGUGGAGGUCUGCCGGCUGCAGCGGCUGGGGGGGCUGCACGGGGUGCUUUUCCGGCGCCAGGCUGGCACCUCCCUGGCCUUCCGCAGCCUGGUGGCCAAAAUCACAGACCAGCUGCAACUCUAGGGUGGCCCGGCCUGCUCCGUGCAUUGACUGAUCCCCAGGCUGGGGAGCCUGUGGCCCCGGGGCCCUCCAGUUUCCCUCCGGGGCCCAGGCCCACCCCUGCUGCCGCGGGACCAGCCACUGCCACCCUGGAAGGUGCCUGCCAGCUUCUCACUGGUGCUAGGAGGGGCAGGGGGGAGGAAGGGGCGCUGGCAGGGCAGGGCGCUGGCCCCUCCCCCAGCCUCUCAUUGGGGGGGGAAAGGCUGGCCGGCCUUCCCUUUCCCCGAGUCACGUGUGGGGAACUGCAGGCGAGGCCCCGGGGCCCUCCUGCUCCACCCGAUGUACAAAGGGGGCCACCGGCGGGGCCCUUUCACUCGCCACCUCUCUGCCAUCUCACCUCCAGGAGCCAAAGUGCUUUCGUUUCCCCAAAUGGGGGGGGGGACCUUGGGGCUCGCCCAUUGAGUGUCCUGCCUCCCUUUCCUGGCACCCACAAAGGCUGACACCCCCCCCCAUCCCGGCUCCACUCUGGCUGGAGAGCUGGUGGGAAGAGCUGCUACCCCCCUCCCCCCCAAGAAUGCAAACAUCCUGCAGGUGGUCCGGUCCGUCCAGCUUUCGGUGGCAGCGCCAUUCGCACCUGACCAGGUGGGCAGCUGUGCCCUCGGGCACUUUGGGCAUCGGAGGCCUUCCCGCCCAAAGGCCUGCAGGCCAGGAGGCCCCGGGGGACCCCCUCACCUCGUGGCCGGACUAAGAACCGAAUGGGAAGCCCCCCCUCGGAAGGGGCUGGUCCUCCCGAGUGGGUGGGGGAGGGGCCCUGCUGGGCCUCUCACUGGGGUGGGCAGGUGUUGGCGCUGCUUUGGUGCAGCUGGAGGGCCGUGGUGGGUGGCGGGUCGGCAGCCCUCAACCCCGAGUUUGGGCCCAGCCGUGGGAGGGAGCUGCCGGGCAGCCGGGUCCGGGCUUGCGGGGGGGAGCUGUUUGGCUAGGCGGAGGCAGCCGCUGCUGGGAGAGUUGGCAGCUCCGGUGGGGGAAGCUGCAGGGCCCCCCUCCCUCCCUCCCUCCCCCCUCCGGCUUUCCUUUGUUUCCUGGGUGCCCCCGCUGUGACUGUGCCCCUCCCCUCCAAUCUGGCCUCUUGGGUGCCCCCCACUUGUACAGACCCCCUGUAAAUAGCGGUCCCUUGGUCCCGUGUCGCUGGGCAGAUAUAUUAAGCGCCACCUUUUCACCUCUGGACGAUGUAAGUUAUUCCGGCCCCAAAUGACGCCCGUGUCCAACCCCAAAUAAACGUGGAAACUCUCGUGGCU